This is a messenger RNA of Populus nigra (black poplar), 2697 nucleotides long. Its product is annotated as large ribosomal subunit protein mL102 (rPPR5). NCBI's taxonomy places the organism in Eukaryota, Viridiplantae, Streptophyta, Magnoliopsida, Malpighiales, Salicaceae. Gene Ontology annotation, molecular function: protein binding. The record is from RefSeq and is a predicted model, not a curated record. Bases 119 to 2401 code for a protein of 760 amino acids. The transcript has a single exon.
AGCGUCAGCGUAGCAUCCCUGUAACCCUCCCGCUUCUCUUACUCUAACAGCUCCCAGGAAAGAACAUAAAGUAGUUGUUUAGACCUCUUUCUGUAUUUCACCAUUUCUCACAAGAAAAAUGGGGUACCAUAUCGCUUUUUCUAAACCAUUUCAGUUAAAACCUAGGGUUUGUCAAAUCUCACUCACACCCUACCUCCAUUUCUGCACUUCAAUUCCAGCUCCAGGUGAAGAUCCUAUCUCCCCUAACCCAGAAACAACCGCAUCUCAAGGCCCGAAACCUGACCCAAAAACCGAAACCCCAAAUGUGGCCCAAGAGAAACAAUACCAGCGAAUCCCGAGAGCUAAGCAGCAGCAUCGAAGCCCUGAAAAACUGGAGGAUAUAAUUUGUAGAAUGAUGGCUAAUCGGGACUGGACGACCCGGUUGCAGAAUUCGAUUCGAGCUCUAGUGCCCGAAUUCGAUCAUUCUUUAGUUUAUAAUGUUUUGCACGGAGCUCGAAAGCCCGAUCACGCGCUCCAAUUCUUCAGGUGGGUUGAACGGGCGGGUUUAAUUCAACACGACCGCGAAACCCACAUGAAGAUUAUCCAGAUUUUGGGUAGAUAUUCUAUGCUUAAUCACGCCCGUUGUAUUGUUUUAGAAGAUAUGCCUAAGAAGGGUUUUGAAUUAGAUGAGGAUAUGUUUGUUUUGUUAAUCGAUAGUUAUGGUAAGGCUGGGCUAGUUCAAGAAUCUGUUAAGAUGUUUUCUAAAAUGAAAGAAUUGGGUGUGGAGAGGAGUGUUAAGAGUUAUAAUGCUUUGUUUAAGGUUAUUGUGAGGAAAGGGAGGUAUAUGAUGGCCAAAAGGUUUUUUAAUAAGAUGCUAGAUGAAGGGAUUGGGCCGACUAGGCAUACUUAUAAUGUGUUGAUAUGGGGCUUCUUUUUGUCAAUGAGGUUGCGAACUGCAGUCAGGUUUUAUGAAGAUAUGAAGGUUAGAGGGAUAUCUCCGGAUGUGGUUACUUAUAAUACGAUGAUUAAUGGAUAUUAUAGGCAUAAGAGGAUGGAGGAGGCUGAGAAGUUGUUUGCUGAGAUGAAGGCAAAGGAUAUUGCACCUACUGUGAUAAGUUAUACGACCAUGAUUAAAGGGUAUUUUGCAGUGGAUAGAAUUAAUGAUGGGUUGAGGUUGCUUGAAGAGAUGAAGUCGGUUGGUAUUAAGCCUAAUAAUGUGACGUAUACGACUUUGUUGCCAGAUCUUUGUGAUGCUGGGAAAAUGACUGAGGCUAAGGAUAUUUUGAAGGAAAUGGUGAGGAGACGCAUUGCACCCAAGGAUAAUUCGAUCUUCCUGAAGUUGUUGAACAGUCAGUGCAAGGCUGGGGAUUUGAAAGCGGCUGUGGAUGUGCUUGAUGGAAUGAUUAAGUUGAGCAUUCCAUCAGAAGCUGGACAUUAUGGUGUCUUGAUAGAGAAUUUCUGCAAGGCUGAGGAGUACGAUCAGGCAGUGAAGUUUGUGGAUAAGCUCAUUGAGAAUGAUAUUAUUUUAAGGCCACAGAGUACUUUGGAAAUGGAGUCUGGUGCUUAUAACCCAGUUAUUCAGUAUUUGUGCAGCCAUGGACAGACUGGAAAAGCAGAAAUCUUAUUCCGGCAGCUGUUGAAAAAGGGUGUUGAGGAUCCUCUUGCCUUUAAUAAUUUGAUCUGUGGGCAUGCAAAAGAAGGAACUCCUGAUUCUGCUUUUGAAAUUCUAAAGAUCAUGGGUAGGAAAGGAAUCCCCCGAGAUGCUGAUGCUUACAGGUUGCUUAUCGAGAGCUACUUGAGGAAAGGUGAGCCAGCUGAUGCUAAAACAGCUUUGGAUAGUAUGAUUGAAGAUGGACACCUUCCAGAUUCAUCAGUAUUCAGGUCAGUGAUGGAGAGUUUGUAUGAAGAUGGUAGGGUUCAAACUGCAAGUCGUGUGAUGAAAAGUAUGGUGGAGAAGGGGGUGAAAGAGAACAUGGACUUGGUUGCUAAGAUUUUGGAAGCUCUUCUCAUGAGAGGUCAUGAAGAGGAAGCCCUUGGACGCAUUGAUCUCCUCAUGAGUAGUCAGUGUAAUGUCAAUUUUGAUAGUCUUCUGUCCAUUCUUUCUGAGAAGGGCAAGACCAUUGCUGCUCUUAAGCUGUUAGAUUUUGGAUUGCAGAGGGACUGUGACAUAGACUUUAAAAGCUAUGAUAAAGUGUUGGAUGCUCUCUUAGCAGCAGGGAAGACUCUCAAUGCAUAUUCAAUUUUGUGUAAAAUUAUGGAGAAAGGAGGAGUCACUAGUUGGAGGAGCUAUGAGGAUUUGAUUAAGAGUCUUAACCAGGAGGGAAACACAAAGCAGGCUGACAUACUCUCAAGAAUGAUAAAGGGAGAUGAUAAGUCACAUGAAAACAAGAAAGGGAAGAAGAAAGCUUCUGUUGCUGCUUAAUUCCAUUACUUCUUUUCUUUUCUUUUCUUCAUUUAGUGGUCAGAACUUUCUUGAACGUUUUGUUGAAAAUGAUUAGUACUUCAUUUUGAGUAGAAUAAGGUUUUUAGAAGAGCAAUGUAACCUGUCCGUUUGUUUAUUUUGAACCAAGGGGUGUUAUACCUCAUUCCCUCUUUACAUGGAUCACGUUUCAUUCUUUGAACUAUUGUAGGCGAGGAGGAGAGGUAGAUAGUCUAGCAGUGGAGCUGCUUAUGUGCUUAUGUGUUGGAUUUUCAUCAAAGCAUGUCAUGUUCUUGUUA